UUACCCUUCUAGGGCAUUUGUUGACAACAUUGAACCUUCCUGCAGAACAUGCACAAAAAGCAAAAAUAACCAUCGCCAUCCCGUUUGCCUAAAAUAUCCCCAUGUCAAAAUAAACUUUCGACUUCCAACUCGCAGCAUUUGCUGAUGACAAAUCCAUCUGCCCGACCUUCCUAUGUUACGUAUGUGAUGUUAUGUUAUGUUGGCGGCAAAUCGGCAGCAUCGAUGCACCGCAGCCCGGGGAUAAAAGGCGGAGUUGAAAGCCGCCGGCCUCAAAUACCUGCCUCACAUGUUACUCUAACUUCGUAUUUGAUAUUUAGAUGACAGCCCGAGGAUUUUUGGUCGCUGCAACCACCAUCCUCAUAUACUGUUCACUUACCCCAGUCUUCCAAUUCCGCAAUCUUGUGAUACAUACUGCAGCUUCAUCAAGACACUUUGCUGUGAAAUAUUCAGUCCAUUAAACUCAAUUGCAUAAUCGCCGUAUCCCUCAGUUCCUCUUCCACCGCUGCAGACUCGAAUACUCCUCCCAACCCCUACAAAAAAGACACACUAAAAAGAAAAGAAAAGAAAAGAAAACACCAAUCAAAAUGUCCGCGAUCAAGGAACCCGGCGUCCUCGGCCCCGUCAUCGCCCUCAAUCUCUGGACCUUCGUCAUGGAAGGCUGGAUGUACGCCAAACGCAUCCCAGCCAUCGCCAAAUACAAAAUCGCCAUGGACCCGAACGCGCCCAAGGAGCAAUUCUCCGCCAAAUUUCCGCCCUCCGUCCGCUGGGUCGCGGACAACUACAACCACCUCAUGGAGCAGCCGACGCAGUUCUACGCCGUCACCCUGGCGAUUGCGUUCAUGCAUGAGCGCAAGGGGAGCAAGAUGGACGUCGCCCUGGCGUGGUCUUAUGUCGGGCUACGGGUUAUUCAUAGUUUGGUGCAGGUGUCGAAGAACAAUAUCACAACGCGGUUCCUGGUCUUUCUUUCGUCGUCGUUUGUGCUGCUGGGGCUGACUGCCAAUGCGGCGAAGCUGGUGUUUUAAAAUUUCUGAGCGGGUCUGGGCUGUGGAAAUUGUAUGUUUUUUUUGUGCGAAAUUGAUAUAUUUAUGUAUACAAAGGAUAGAGGUAGUUAAAUGACAACCAAUCACUACAGAGACCUGUUGAGACAUGAUCUGGUUGUCACAAAAGUGUACAGUAGUAAAUCGUCACAGGGAGCUUUUACUCCAAGCCAAUGUUAAGAUGAAGGGAUGCAUGAUGCUAUUACUGAAAUCAGCAGCACUCAUCAAAAAUCACUAAAUCUUUUGGAUCCCAACAACAGUUUCAAUAAGGCUGAGUUUAAACUGCAUUUGAGUUCGAGAGAAAAGUUGAUGCCGAACUAGCAAACAAAAGUCACCGGGAAAAGUAAAUCCACCAACG
This is a messenger RNA of Blastomyces dermatitidis ER-3, 1395 nucleotides long. RefSeq lists its product as uncharacterized. The coding region runs from base 585 to 1022 and encodes 145 amino acids. Lineage: Eukaryota; Fungi; Ascomycota; Eurotiomycetes; Onygenales; Ajellomycetaceae. The transcript has a single exon. Gene Ontology annotation, cellular component: membrane. The record is from RefSeq and is a predicted model, not a curated record.